Messenger RNA from Cantharellus anzutake, 1644 nucleotides. RefSeq lists its product as uncharacterized. The coding region runs from base 1 to 1644 and encodes 547 amino acids. The transcript is spliced from 4 exons. The record is from RefSeq and is a predicted model, not a curated record. NCBI's taxonomy places the organism in Eukaryota, Fungi, Basidiomycota, Agaricomycetes, Cantharellales, Hydnaceae.
AUGCCAGAUUCCUUUUCUGGCGAAGCUUCCGCCACCAUCACUGCUCCCACUGCCUGCCCACAACCACACUACAUUCCUCCCCCCCAAUCACCUCCAUCAAAUAUGGACAUGGCAAUGCAUGAUCCUGUUGGCCUGAAUGCUUUAGCGGCAGCAGCUACCGCAGUGGCCAUGGAACCAGAGAUGCUUUCUAACAAAUAUUCACACAUGCCCCAACCGUCCGAAGCAUAUUAUCAGGCCUCCCCAGAUAUGGGCCCUGUGCUGCAGGUGACUACAGAGAAUCGCAUUGAAAUACCUGAUAUUACAAGCAUGGUAGGUGCAUCCAAUGGCCUGUCCUCAGGAGACAAGCUACCACAGCGUAGUGAAAGUCCUGAACUGCCUGAGCCCCUCGAGAUUACCUAUAUGGUCAACAUCGGAGGCAAAUUCAAAUGCUGCUGGAUGCCAAGUACCAAGAAGUACAAGAAAUGGCAUGCUGCCAUCAUUCAGGCCUCAGGAUUUUCAGAGAUGCUCACUUUCAAGCAUGAACUAUCAUGGAAAAUGUACACAGUGCCAAAGAACCAAGAUCCGGUUGCAGUCGACAACAAAGAUGAUUACAAAAUGAUGGUUGGCAAAGUUGAGAAAGCAAGGGCAAAAAAGGAGCCAACAGUUGCGAUAAUUAUCAAUAAUUUGCCCCCAAAAGACAAUACUGAAUCAUCUCGAGGCAACAAGCCAAUUCGUAAAUCAAAGAAGGCCAGGGUCGAGCAGCCAGACUCACCAGACUCAACCUCUGAAUCCAAUUCGGACUCUGAGUCUAAGCAGUGCAAGAUUCCAGCAGGAAUGCCAUCAACCCACAAGUUAGAAGAGCUCAUCAAACAGAGGAAUCCUUUCUGCGAGUCUCACAUGGAGCACUGCCAUGUGUCAACGGCUUGUGGUACUGAUGGAUAUCAUGUCAUUCUAACCAAGUUGAACAUCAAGCAUUACAGAGUCUGGGCACUUCAAACCUCCAGUCUAUUUCUUGAAAGACCGCAUGAAACCCAAGCUACAAGUCCCUCCACCCGGCAAGCCAAACAAGGGGGUGUGAAAUCUACAUCGCAAUCUCCAAUGUCCGUUGACCCACCUCCGAACCCUGGAUCAGGGUCAGCAGGUAUGGUCGUCAUGGCCAAUCCCAUCCAAGGCAACAUUCCGGUCAAUUGGCCUGCGAUGUAUUCCACAUUCCCUCCAAUGUAUCCACCACCAUCCUAUUACUUUCAGGGUCCUGCCCCCUUCCCCCCCAUGAAUGGUUACCCAGCACCUAGCCGCUAUAGCCCCAGUGCUCAUGGACAACUUAGUUACCACCAACGGCAGGGAGGGACCUUGUGGAUGCUUGUAUCAAGCAGUGAUGAUUUUACACCCCCAUCCUCAGCGUUUCCCACUAUUGGGGACUGGUUGCAGGGCCUUGAGGAGGAUGCGGGCUUCAACCCGGAUCAAUUGCAGUUCACUCAAUAUGCUGCACAACUCAACCAACUAGGGUACUACCACCUGGAUGUGCUAGCAGCAGCUUGUCAGGAAAAAGGGCUUCAUGAGCUCGGUGUUGACAUCCUCCCUGGUCUUUCAGCGAAGCUGUGCUGUGCAAUGCGCAGUGAAUUUAAGAAAGUUUCACAAAAAUUUAUGCGCAGCAAAGGUUACUAA